AUGAGUAGUGUUGUCAAUAAAGGUGGAACUCGUUUUGCUCCUAAAAUGAGGCAACGUAGAACUGCUGCUUCAGGCCUACCUACAGUGGGUGCUGUUGCGACUCCUAUAACUGCCGUCCAGGCUUCGGAGGAAGUUGAUGAUGCUGGAAAAGACGAAAUUUCAAAGAGUGUAGUAAAUGAUAGUGCAACUUUAGUUGCUACUCAAAUAUCAACUCAAGAAGUAGAUGUUGAUGAGGGCCCAUUAGCUAAAGGUACACAAAAUGAAGAUAUAGAUCCUAAACAAAUUAUAAAUACUGAUGGGAAACGAUUAUCCGUUUCUGGCCCAUCUGAUAAGCAUCAAAGAAGGUUUAGUCGGUUACCAUCAUUAAGCGGUACUCUAGGGAGUCCAUUGUUGAAACCUUCUCUAACUGGACCAAAUAAUACUAAUAGAAGAUUAUCUACAAUUUCCAAAAAUCCUAAAAAAAAGAAAAUAUUAAGCAUUAAUAAACUAUUAUCUGAAAAUGAAGAUGAUGCUACUUUAAAUGCGAUUAAAAAACGUAGGUUAUCUAGAACUGCUCCACCAGCCACAAGAAGAUCAAAGUCAGGACGUAAGAGUAGUGUAAUCUCUAAAAUUUUUGUUCCACAGGAGACUAAUUCAGAUGGAGAGGAAGAUGGUGAUACUUUAAGAAAUAACAGAGAAAGGAAAGAUUCUAUAACGGAUACAGUGCCUAAUGAUGGAGAAUAUUUCGAAACAUAUCUUGUUAGAAGUAUUGAUGAAGUACCAGCUGAUGUAACAAUCACUGAUUCUGCUCGUUAUUUGGUUGAUGAAGACAAUUUCACAAUGGAACAACUUUGUAAGAAGACUUUGCCUAUAGGUCAAAUUUCAGAAAAUUUUGAUAAAGCUAGAAAUGCAGAGAAACAAAAUCUUUUAAAGAGGAAAGAACGUCGUAAUUUAAGAAAAAGAGCAAGAGAAGAAUUCAAGUCUCUGCAGUCAUUAAAUAAAGAAGAAGAAGAACUCGAAAAAGAGGAACGGAAGAAGAAAAGGGAAAAACUAUUAAAUGCUGAGGUACCAGAAUUUGGAGCACCUAAAGGUCAGCAAAUGCAAUUGAAGAUUGGUGCCGAUGGUAAAAUGAUUUUAGAUGAAGAAUCGACUGUGGUUGAUAGACACAGAAAUGCAAAUUUAGAGAAUGCACAAAAAGAGAAAGUUGAUGAAAAUCCAUUCGAAAAUCUAUACAACAAUGCUUCAUAUGGUAAAGGUACAUACACAGAUCCUUGGACUUUAGAUGAAAUUAUUAAACUUUAUAAAGCCUUAGCUAUGUGGGGUACCGAUUUCAACUUGAUUUCUCAAAUGUUUCCAUAUAGAACAAGAAAACAAGUGAAAGCCAAGUUUGUCAAUGAAGAGAGGAAACAUCCAAUAAUGAUUGAACUAGCUUUGCGAGCCAAAUUACCUGCAGAUUUUGAUGUUUAUUGUGUAGAUAUACAAAAAGAACUUGGAACUGUUGAUGACUUCAACAAGAAGAUAGCGCAGCUGCAAAUUGAUCAUGAAAAGAAUAUUCAAGAAAUUGAAAAAGCAAGAGAAAGUGCCAAGAUUGAAGAUAUGAAUAUACAAAGGGAUGGUGACAUGGAUAAGAAAUCUUCUGGUGGUUUCAGACAAAGGUAUUUAAAUACAUACAGAAAAUCAGAGGUUGUCCUUGGUACCAUUGAUGAUGUUAAAAAAUUAAGAAAGAUUAAGGAUGAGACAGUUAAGGAAGAAGGAGAAGGAAAGGGUGAAGAUGAGCAUGAUGGUAGUGAGCAUGAUAGUGAAGAAGCCGAAGCCGAAGAAGAGGAGCAACAAGAAGAAGAGGAUGCUAAUGAAAAGAAAUAG
Molecule: messenger RNA, 1842 nt
Organism: Maudiozyma saulgeensis
Lineage: Eukaryota; Fungi; Ascomycota; Saccharomycetes; Saccharomycetales; Saccharomycetaceae
Source: the annotation of a GenBank genome assembly